AUGUUCGCGGCCUGUACAGCCCGCCGUUUCGUGUCUUCUAGCCGCAGGAAGUCCCGCAAGGCCCACUUCACGGCGCCGUCGUGCAAGAGGCGCAUCAUCAUGAGCGCCGCGCUGUCGAAGGAGCUGCGCCAGAAGUACAAGGUGCGCUCCAUGCCCAUCCGUAAGGACGACUCCGUGAUGGUCGUGCGUGGCCACUACCACGACCGCGAGGGCAAGGUCACCCAGGUCUAUCGUAAGAAGUGGAAGAUCUACAUUGAGCGCAUCACCACCGACAAGAACAACGGUGAGAGCGUUCAGGUGGGCAUCCACCCCAGCAACGUGAUCAUCACGAAGCUGCGCAUGGACAAGGAUCGCCACCGCAUUCUCGAGCGCAAGGGACAGGCGGCCAUGAAAUCUAAGUACACCGAGUCCGACGUUAAGGCUUAG
This is a messenger RNA of Babesia bigemina, 426 nucleotides long. Its product is annotated as ribosomal protein L24 family protein, putative. The record is from RefSeq and is a predicted model, not a curated record. The transcript has 2 exons. The coding region runs from base 1 to 426 and encodes 141 amino acids. Gene Ontology annotation, biological process: ribosomal large subunit biogenesis; cytoplasmic translation. NCBI's taxonomy places the organism in Eukaryota, Apicomplexa, Aconoidasida, Piroplasmida, Babesiidae. Gene Ontology annotation, molecular function: structural constituent of ribosome; RNA binding. Gene Ontology annotation, cellular component: cytosolic large ribosomal subunit.